Molecule: messenger RNA, 5525 nt
Organism: Folsomia candida
Lineage: Eukaryota; Metazoa; Arthropoda; Collembola; Entomobryomorpha; Isotomidae
Product: ATP-dependent translocase ABCB1
Exons: 25
Coding region: 1-4563 (1520 amino acids)
Biological process (GO): transmembrane transport
Cellular component (GO): membrane
Molecular function (GO): ATP hydrolysis activity; ATP binding; ABC-type transporter activity
Source: RefSeq, a predicted model, not a curated record
AUGCAAGGAAUAGGAAACAACUCCAAGAAAAAGUCAAAAAGUGAAAAAGGUGGGGGCAGUUCUAGUUUAGGAAGUGGAAGAAAUGAUGCAUUUCAGUCCCGGAGUCUUGGGGCCACGGAUAUCGAGAGUCGUCAGUGCGAGGGUUUCACACCCGAACUCAAAGAGCAAGAGCAUAAAGAAUCCGAAAUAAUCCUUGAGCCACCCGAAUACAUUAAGCAUUGGAAACGUCAAGACUUUACGGGACAAACAUAUGGAUAUUUCUCUUUGUUUCGGUUCAGCAAACCAGUGGACAGAUUAUAUUUUAUUUUUGGAGCAAUUGCGGCGUUAAUUAGUGGAUUUUGCACUCCAAUUUUAAUAACUACUUUCGGAAUCAUGGUUCGCUCAAUGGUACUCGUGUCACAUAUUCGUUCAGCCAUUUCGAAUAAUUCAAUUUCUGGGAACAAAAAAGCGUAUGAAGAUUUUUUGUCUCAAUGUAAAAGGGACAAACCAUUUGGAGGAGUACCCUUGGACUUUGAGUCUUUAAAUAGCGUUGUGUACAGCAGUAUUUAUGAAUUUACCCUCUGGCAUGGGAUAACUUCGGUAAUCUUUACGAUAUGCAGCAGUCUAUACUUCAUUUGCUGGCACAUAGCUGGCGACAAUCAAAUUAUUCGAAUUAGAAAACAAUAUUUUGAGGCUCUUUUGAGGAAAGACUCCACGUGGUUUGAAACUCAAAAGGAUCCUGACUCAGUGAAUAAACUGAUGGACCACACUAAGGGUAUCUGGGUUGGGAUUGGCGAAAACAUUCCAAUUUCAAUCAACAUCUUAACCACGGCUGUGAUAUGCUUGAUCAUCGCCUUUUGUCAUGGGUGGCAAUUAACUUUAUUGGGUCUAGUUGCCUUAAUCCUUAUAAUAUUCACAAAUUGGCUGGUUUCCUGGACCAAUUCUCAUAAAAUUUUGGCUGAACUCAUAACAUACAAGAAUGCGAACAAUGUGGUUGAAGAAACGCUGACAAAUAUUCGUACAGUCAUGUUCUUUGGCGGACAGAAAAAGGAGCUCCUUCGAUACAAAAGAAAGCUCGGGAUGAAUUCGCCAAUGGUCAUAAAGUGGAUUUUUGCACACAGUGGAAGUGUGUUUCUCUUGUGGACAAUCAACUUUACAAUAUGGGCAGUGGUGUUCUGGUUUGGUCUCACAUUGGUAAUUCAGCAGGGUCCUAGCUGCAAAGACCAGUCAAGCUAUUCAGUCUACGAUGCGGGGGAUGUCAUUAUUAUAAUAUUUUGCGUUAUAUUCGGUGCUGGAAACGUGUACAUGAUAUUACCUGUCGUGAAAGCCAUCAAAGUAGCGUCAGGCUAUGGUUGUAAAGUUUUCAAAGUUAUAGACAGAAAGUCUCCGAUCGAUGGAAUGGAUGACGUAGAAGGAAUGCAAAUAAUGCCCGAUGAUUUCAAAGGUUGCAUAGAAUUUGAAGACGUCCGAUUUACAUACCCGAAUAGCAAAGGAGAGCCGGUUCUAAAUCACAUGAAUUUAAAAAUUCAUGCCAAAUCAAAAGUAGCAAUUUGUGGUUUGAACGGAUCUGGGAAGUCCACAAUAUUGAAGUUGAUUUGCAAGGAAUACCUUCCAAACAGUGGAUUUGUUAAAAUUGAUGGUAAUGAUAUUCGUGAUUUAAACACAAAGUGGCUGAGAAAACAUAUCGGAGUGGUUCCCCAACAUGCUGAUUUUUUCGACGACAGUAUUGAAUCGAAUAUCAGGAUGAGCAACUUGGAUGCUUCAUUCUCAGAGAUUAUGGAAGCCUGCAAAUGCGCAAAUGCCCACACUUUCAUCAUGUCAUUGAAAGAGGGUUAUCAAACAAAAAUUGGGACAAACGGGUAUAAACUAACGAUGGGUCAAGAGCAACGUUUGGCAAUUGCGAGGGCGCUGCUGCGGAAUCCAAAGAUCCUGCUUUUAGAUGAGCCGAUGACAAAUCUAGAUCUCCAGAGUGGAAUUACCGUGAUGGAUUCUAUACAACGUGUUGCCAAAGAACGGACAGUUAUUUUAGUCACUCAUCGUCUUCAUAUGGUGACUGGGGCUGACCACAUAUUUGUCAUCAAAAGGGGAAGAGUUGCUGAAAAGGGGAUUCAUGCAAAUCUCAUUAAAAACCAAGGACCCUACCACCAACUUGCUUCAGGAAACGUGGAUAAAGCGUCCAUCUCAUUUCGUGAAGCUGUUCCUUUCCGAGAGUUCAACACGAGUGAAAUUACAGCUAUUCACUACAUGAAAAUGUUUGCAUCAAAGUCUUUCUUGCCAAAUAUUUACCCUGACCUGAUGAGUGUCGACCCGGUGGCAAUCCAAUGCACAAGUUUGCUAAUGGAGCAUGUCGUCAUAUCACAUUAUGCAGGACCCUUUAGAGACAGGGUACAAAAUCUAAUAGCAUUGGAGAACGAAGAGGAUGUACAAUACACGCUUGAACUAAAAGAUUCAAUUGUCACUGACGAUGACAGUUUGUCCAAAUCUGAGUGUAUGCUCAGGACUAAUCCGGACAAACCCACGCUCAAUAAAAAUGCAGAUGGUCAAGCCCGAGGUCAAAGAACUGACCGAUAUAAUCAAUCCCAGCCGUAUUUCUGGCAAGUAUUUUGGUUAACUACUAAUUCAACCUACAAACCCCAAAUCCUCAUUUCUGUACUGGCUGCAUGUGCAAUUGGAUUGGCUUUGCCACUGUUUGGUGUUUUGUUAUCCCAAACAAUCAUGAUAAUGUCCGAUACCCCAGUUCCACACUACAGGAAAUUGACCAGAAAAUUUGGAGAUCAGAAUAAUUACAAAUGGAUUGUAUUUGGAUUUGUUCUAUUGGGAGUUUUCGUAGGGGUUGCUGCAUCUAUUCAAGAAUUUUUUCUUGGGAUUGCAAGUUACAACAUGAUCAACCGUAUCAGAAAAAAGUUAUUUGCAGCCAUUUUACAGCAAGACAUGUCAUUUUUUGAAAAUCCGUCAAUCGGCGUGUUCUUUUUGAGGGAUAUGCUUGCAAGCAGUGUUCUGACGCUUCGAUAUUUGCUGAAUGGAUUCUAUGCGAAUUUUAUUCAAUGCAUCGUAACCUUUAUCGUGGCUGUGGUUAUUUCAAUAACAGCGUACUCACGUACUUUGACUGGCUACGCUGUGGCAAUUACCUUUGGAGUUGCAUCGAUCAAUUUCAUUGAUGGGUGGCUCGAAAAGAAACAACAAUUGUCCACUAUGCAAGCCUUGGGAGAAAUUUCGAGUUUAUUAUUUCAAGUAUUUUCCGGGAAACAUCAGGUCACCGUCAUGCAACUCGAACCUUUCUUUCUUGACAGAUUCAAUACUAUUCAAAUUGAAGCUUUGAGGUUGAGGCGACGAAUUUCGCACCUUCGUGCAUUUACCUUUGGAUUAUCACAAACUGCUGUGUUUUGGGGACACACUUUAUUUUUGUACUUGGCAGCUCAUGAAAUUGUUCACAAUGAUAUAACAUUUGAGACGGCUAUCGCAAUUGGAGAAAUGCUUAUCUUUGGAACAAUCACUUUUGGCAUGAACUUUUCUAUUUUGCCAAGUUUUCAUUUAUCCAUUCAAGCGGGACAAAGCAUUCUCAACGUACUGAAUAGAACGCCGAUGAUUGCCUUCAACUCAGGAGACGAAUUUGAAGGAGACUGCAAAGGGGAGCUAGGAUUUCAUGAAGUACAUUUUUGGUAUCCCUUUUCUGGGGAGAAUCCCUUGUUGAAAGGCGUCACCUUUUACAUUCAACCAGAGAAAACCGUUGCAUUUGUUGGAUCUUCAGAAUCUGGCAAAACGGUAUAUUUGGACGUAAUUAUGAAGUUCUUCAAUGUUACAAGUGGAGUAUUGACUUUAGACGGGAAGGAUUUACGAGAUUUGAACACAGUCUCAUUGAGGCAACUGAUCGGAUAUGUAGAUAAGCAGCCACAAUUGUUUAAUAGAACUGUAGCAGAAAACAUUGCUUACGGAGACAACAUCAAUAAUGUACCAAUGUCGAGGGUAGUGGAAAUAGCAAAGCAACUGGGAAUGCAUAAUUUCUUUUGCAGUUUACCGGAUGGUUAUGAAACCAUAGUUGGAGGAGAAAUGACUAGAUUAUCAACUGCUCAAAAGCAUCGGAUUAUGAUUGCUCGAGCCAUGUUAAGAAACCCCAAGAUUUUGUUGAUUGAUGAGACGACAACAUAUUUAGAUCGAGAAGGGGAACGGUUGGUGAACGAGGCCAUUGAUAAGGCUCGAAAGGGGCGAACAUGCAUUCUUGUUUCCCAUCGACUUGCUGCAGUUCAGAAUGCUGACCUCAUCGUCCUUAUGAAUGAUGGAUUUGCCAUUGAAUUGGGAACACACGAGGAUUUGAUGAAGAGACGCCACAGCGAGUACGGCAGGCUCUGGCGUUCCCAAAAUCCUCUCGACGAUGAAAGUUUCGCACAGGGCAAACCUUGGCUUGGUGUGGCCCCAUCCAAGGUAAAAAUAAGUCCCCAGAAGGAAGAACCCCCACCUCCCCGUCCACUCCCCCCACCACCAAAUCCACAAGUCGGUGAGAAUGAGAAACCAAAAAGUCAGGAAGGAUGGUUCGGAGGGUGGUGUUCUCCAUCCACCAUUAUCACUGACAAUUCCGAAACGUUAUAAUAUGAAGACUCAAUAAGCGUCAAUCAGUAUUAUGCGAUGAGAGGUUUUUAACAAAUUUAUAUGAUAUAGCUGUGUAUAAAAGUAUUAAUAUAAAUAAAUGCAUUAUCCCAUCAAUGUAUAAUUGAUUGUAGUCGCUUUAAUAGGAAGCUAUAAAGUUGCUCCCAAUUGUCUUUCCGGUCGUUUCUUCGUUCUUGAAAUCCUGUUACUGUUAAUAUUUUCAAAUGUAUGCUUCACUGGUAUUAUGUGUAGCCUGCCUGCCAUCACCAACAGUCAAAUAAAUAUAAAUUCAUUCAAAUUUAUUUCAAGCAAUUUCAGAGUAGUUCCGAAUGGGGAAUAAAAUCAUAAAUUCGAUUAUUACUUCAGCUUUGUGCUUCCAGUUGAUUUCAUCCAUCAAUGGUGAAACUCAAGUUAUUUAUUCGAAGAUACCACUCGGCAAUAGGAAUGAAAGGAACCCGUCGUCUCAACUUUCUCAUUUCUCGCCAUCGCCAUAUUAUUACUUUAGAAAUCCUACCAGACAACACACUCCAAUAGACGACGAAGAAUACUUUGACAACGAUUCAUACGAUAAUUCCACUGAAGAAGAAGAUGCAAGUGAUCAGCAGAAUACAGGAGAGGUCAAGGAAAAAAUGCCAGAGAAGAAAAAAUCUAAAGUGGAACAGAUUCAAGAUAUUGGGGAAAAACUGGUAGAUAAAUGGCUGGACGGAUUUCUCCAGAUUGAAACGGAAAGUCCUCCAGAUCCACCGAAAUGGGCAAUGGAUAUAUGGGGACCGCCCCCAAGUAUUCAAGUAGCACCCUGGAGUAACGUAGCUGAUGAACAAAAAUAAUAAUGAAUACAAUUUCUCAUGAUUCCACUUUCUUACAAAUAUGUUCUUGAAAGUCGAUAAAAUUGAUAAAAUUAUUUUGCUGUUGAUGAUCAGCCGAACGUAAAUAAAUAUCAAAGCACAUUUGAAUUUGUCAAACGA